AUCGAGAAUGCGGCACUGACUGCGACUGCGCGAAUUUGCAGGAAGCGUUAACAGUCCUUUUACCAGUAGAUAAAUUGUCAACAGUCAAGACUCAAGACUGGGAUCUUAGAUCGUUUUAGAGACAGCGCCGAUACUGUCACUGACAGAAAGAGAGGAGAGGUGGAGAAAGACUUCACAUCCUAGAGAUCCCUGUAGUCUAAGCUCCCAUCACUGGGAGGCCCCACCCUCCACCGUCACCAUGGCUACCAGAGGGAGUGGCCGGCCCAAUGGCACGCUGCCCCAGACCAAGAUAUGCCAGUUUAAACUGGUCCUACUGGGAGACAUGGCAGUGGGAAAGUCCAGCCUAGUUCUGCGCUUCGUCAAGGGACAGUUUGAUGAGUUCCAGGAGACCACCAUCGGAGCUGCGUUCCUGGCCCAGUCUGUGUGUCUAGAUGACACUACCGUGAAGUUUGAGAUCUGGGACACAGCGGGACAGGAGCGCUACCACAGUCUGGCUCCCAUGUACUACCGCGGGGCACAGGCUGCCAUCGUGGUCUUUGACAUCACCAAGCCGGAGACGUUUGAGCGGGCUAAAGCCUGGGUGAAGGAGCUACAGAGGCAGGCUAGCCCCAACAUUGUCAUCGCUCUGGCAGGCAACAAGGCGGACCUGGCUGAGAAGAGACUAGUGGAGUAUGAGGAGGCCCAGACCUAUUCUGAAGACACUGGACUUCUCUUCAUGGAGACCUCUGCCAAGACUGCCAUGAAUGUCAACGAACUUUUCCUGGCCAUUGCCAAAAAGAUGCCCAAAACGGACACCCAGAAUCCUACACACGCAGCGCGACACAGGGGAGUGAACUUACAGGAUCCUGAAGCCCACAACACCCGAUCCUGCUGUGGAGGAGGAGGAGGGAACUAGGACUGCUUCACCGCCAUCCUGCCAUCCCUGUUCCCAACCUCUGGGGUCGGGCAGGGGGACACCCCCUCCACCCUCCCUCCCAUCCACAGACAGACAGACCACUAUUGAGAGAAAUAGAAAGAGGGGAAGAAAGAAAGAGGGAGUUUGAGUUGGACGGUUGUCUUUUAUGAGUAUUUGCCUCACCAACCGACGCCAGAGAGAGAUUUUGGACAAAGACUGACGGACAUGAGGAAGAAAAAGACCGUGAGAGAGUGAAUACUUUGUAUAUUAUUGAGCGCUAAUCGUGGCUGUUUUACAUUUUGUCUGUCUCGUUUAAUUUCAAUCAUGGUUCCAUUUGAUUAUGCAAUCGCUGCAGUGUCAGUUCUUGAGUGGCAGAGAGGGAAGAAAGGAGAGAUGGAGCAAGGGAGACUGAAGGAUGAGGGAAUGAAAGAGUGAAUGGGAUGCAGGUCAUACUCCCUCCCUAUAGUAUUCCCAUUUGUGCACCUCACAGAGGGGCAGAGCUGUAUUAAAUGCCCUCUCAUCACCCUCCUCUGGCAUGAGCCCCAGACAACCUGGACAACCUUAACCCAACUCUGAAGCCUUGGCCUGUGCCAUUCCAGAUACUCCCCAGUCCCUACAGAUAGAGUAACCCAUGUUAGAUGGCACAGGUUACCCACAAUCCCAAAAGACAAGACGGAGGAUAACCACAGUUUAUUGCCUCUUCUAAUGCCCUUAUUUCCUCUGGUGCCCUUUAUUUAUUCGAAUCCCUAGGCUAUAUUAUUAUAAUUAUUACUCCUUAGAGCAGCGGUGUUGUGAAACAUCAUGCUGCUAGUGCCAGUCUGGUAUUAUCCAGGCACCUCCUCCUCAUUUAUCUAUCUUCCACGCACAGAUGUAGAUGUACACUAAAGAACCCAGAGUCCAGUAUUUAUUUGCUGUUGGGACUGAGUCAUGCUCCAGGCCAUGUCUGUCUGGCUAGACCUUCACUGGAAACCUUCACUGGAAACCUUCACUGUUUCUAACAAUCAAUCCACUGUCUAGUGCAUAAUUGGUGAUAUCCACAGUCUCUCCUGGUCAGUUUACAUCGUCAGCAGAAAUGCCUUGCCCCUUGUAGUGAUAACUUAUAGUUGGUAUUGAUCUCAAACCCUAGCCUGAUCCCAGAUCUGUCUCCCUCUGCUCAACAAUGACUAUAGGAGUUUGCAAGACAGCACAAGCAGAUCUGGGACCAGGCUACUCAAACCCCUCUAGACUUGCAGUCCUGUAGGUAGGAAACCAAUGCAUCUGGUAUCUGGCCUGUCAUGUUGUGAAUGCAAGGGCCAUGAUCUACAUGAUAUGUUCUGCUGUUCCUCAUUUGUCUUGUUUCUUACUGCUUAAGAGUUGAUGUCAUUGAAAACAUUGUAAACAAACGCUUUUAACGUGACUAAUGAGCUGAUGCUGUUCAAAGCACUGGAGUGAGACGGCAAGCUUUGGUGACAGAGCUACUCAAUCUGUUGAUGGAUUCUGAAUUGACCCUUAACCCCUAGACAUAUUAAUGUAGAUCUGAACAGAUCAGAAAGGUUAAUGCUUUAUGAUAGUUGCUUAACCUGGCCAAAUAGGUGGAUUAUUUUUGCCAUAUUGCUUCCACCUCUCCAAGAUCUACAGGAGUGUCUGGUGUAGGGAAGGAUCCAUUUGGGAUGUGUCCAAGGCUUAGCUAAGAAGAAUAAGGCUGCUUACGAGGGGUUUAAAAACAAAACAAGAAGUGCCUACUCCCAUUUUCUUCUUUUGUUAUUUGUUUUGGGUUUGCUUUGGCGUGUUUGGCAGAAAUGUACGUUGUUUUUAAUUGAACCUUUAUUUUAUCAGGGGAUCAUACUCAGACCAAGGUCUCUUUUACAGAUGAGCCCAGAGUGACAGAAAAUAUACGCAGCAAAAUGCAAACAGAAAGAAAAACACACUAGCUAGGUUUCCAUCCAAUUGGUGACAGAUUUAUGUGAAUAUGUGCGUAGGCUGGGCUGGUAGAUUAUAUAAUGGGAUUAUUAUGGAUGGGAGCAAGAAUAAUUGUUUUUGUUAAACGGCAGUCAAGCGUCGAUUAUGUCACCAGAAUAAGACCCUCGAUAUGUAUUGGAAAGGAGCAUCAAGAUCACUAUGCGCUUUCACCAACCUGUGAAGUUCAUCAUAUAUUAUUUCAUCUGUAGCCUAAUAAACGGCAUGGUUUCCCAGAGUCAUAGUGGGAGGACAACACACCAUAUCGUCACGACUCCCAAGUUUACUUCCAUAUGAUGGUUAUUAUAUCAAUAUUUGGGAAUAAAGGUGUUUCCACCACCAUUUCUCACAUAAUUGAUUAAGACACAAAAAAGAUCCCACCAUGUCGAACGAACAAAUUCUGUCGGCAUUUUAUAAAAUUGUACCGAAACGACCUGUUUCCAUCACAGCUGUCGUGAUUUUUUCAAUACGGUAUAUCAUAACCCGCAAACAAACGGUCGAUGGUUGAUUGUUCCACAAAUAAGGUGCAAGAAAACUAAAAGCUGAUUCACUUAACACAGUAGAGACCAAAGGAAUUUCCAGAGUUCGCCAUACCAGCUAAAAAUUAAAAGUAAAGCAUCUCCCUGGACCUCAACAGCUUGUAACCAUUAACUCUUUCUGCACAAUGUAAUUCUGCUCUUUGUACAGUUGUAAGGAGCUCUUCUUGUGAAAUGCAGUAUAUUUUGUCAUCUAAUUUGAUUGAAACUGUUGAUUUUACUAACUAGAGUACGUAUAUCAUUACGCUGGAAUUAGUCACGAAGGACACCAAUCUAUGUGAUGAGCUCUACUUCAUUUCAAAGCUAAUUGUUUCAUGGGCUGUCCUCAUGAUUAAGUCACUCAUUCAUGAACUCUUAUUCUAUGAUCACAGGUUAGUGUAAUAAUGAUGAAGUCCACACGAUGUGGGAAAGACUCCCCUCAGCUCCUCUGUAAAGUGUUGUUCAAUAAAGAUGUGCUAUUGCGCCAUGUGUGCAGUGAAUAUGAA
Molecule: messenger RNA, 3851 nt
Organism: Oncorhynchus mykiss (rainbow trout)
Lineage: Eukaryota; Metazoa; Chordata; Actinopteri; Salmoniformes; Salmonidae
Product: ras-related protein Rab-5B
Molecular function (GO): GTPase activity; GTP binding
Source: RefSeq, a predicted model, not a curated record